AAAAGAAUUUACCUGAGCUAGCUGCGACUGAGCCUGGGAGGCAUCUCAAUAUUUUUUCAGCAUGCCACCAGGAAGAUAGUCAGCGCUAGUGUGCUACUCUGACAAGGUAACUUGCCCCCGCUUGACGCCACCCUCGGCGGAUAUGCGAGCCAAUCUAUCGUUCCCAUGCCGCCAUUCAGUGAGAUCAAGGCCCUAUCACUCCUCUCAAUCUCGGCUCAAAUGCUGCCACUUCCCACAUAACGCGCAAAAUUCAGAAGGAAAAGUAUGGUAACGAGAUGACUCAAAUCUCUCAAAAUUCUCAGAUCCUUGAUCGAUUGAUAACCGAGUGGCGUGUCUUCAUUGACGUUCUUCCUGUUUUUUCCAUAGGCAUUCGAGAGACAUGGACACUCAUCAGCGACCCCAAGAAUAUGUGCAUGGGGGGUUUGGAUGAGGCUAAUGAUACCUUCGACAAACACAAUGUCCCCUUCGAAGAAAAACUUCGAAUUCUUAGUUUCUAUUUGGAGGAAAUAGAAAAGAUAAGGCCAUUAGGCCUUUUGCGCUGGGAUCGCUUCACAUCAUGCAAAACAAACCUAGCUAGUCUGCUCGAUGCAUUUGAAGAACUGGUGCAUGAGGAGGUUCUUGACGAUGAGGCUAGCAGUGACGAUGCGUUCCAGGACGCUGCGACCGACGCAACGCAUGGAUCCAUUAUUUCGGCAAUAUCUGGCCUCUCUGCUUCCGUAGUUUCCUACUUUUCGCCAUACAAGUCCUUCUCUACGACAGUGCGGGGUGUAAAUCCCGAUCCACCAUCUCCGUUAUCGCGAGCCAGCAGCUUCGAGAACGAACAUAGUCCAGUAUACCAGUAUCCUAAGCUUGAAGCAUUGGCUAUCAGAUUCCAACAACACGGAAAAGAAACACAUCUAUCCCUACUAUGCCAGCAGUUUAUCCGCAUCAGUCAUACCCACGAACAGGUUGACGAAAUAAAGAAGCGGACUAUGUGGCUUUACAAAAGCUUCUCCGACGCUAACUCGGCCGCCAACCUGCCCAGUCGGGUUAGCAUUCGUACUGAGGAGACAACUUGCCAUUGGGACUACCGUCAGCCUUGGAAUUCUUCCUCGGACCUCUUCUAUCUACUAGGUGAAAACGCAAACGAAGACGGCCAUCUUGUAAGGCUUCAACUAGACGGACGCGGCCUUAACCGUCGAGAAGCGAACAAUUAUGUGAGCUUUUCCAUGUUCAUAUCUAAGUGUCCGAACCUGCUUCCAUCCGAAGAAUGGAAGGAAGGGGAGUUCAUUACCGUUCCGAGUGCAGUGGAUGAGGACGAGGAAUUUUUUCUCUGUGAUUUUGCCAUCAGCAGCCACUCUCCCGAAGUCAAAAGAAUCUUGUUUACCACGAAACUCCUUCUAACUCCUGAAGAGCCGCGUAUCUCCCGGUCGCCGUUUCCCGAUGCGUAUCCAACUAUAUCGCUUGCCGAACUGCUCGAACGCGGUGUACUUUUCCCCGGGGAGCGUUGCCUGUUUGAAAAAGAGGAUAAGGCUGUGCUGGCCUUCUCCAUCGGGCUUUGUCUGCUUCACCUAUUCUACAGCUUGUGGAUGCGCCAGGAAUGGACCGCCAACUCUAUCCACUUCCUCCACAAGCGGACAAGGACGGGGUCACAGAUCUUCAACAUACAUUUUCCGUACAUCGCCACCUCCCUUUUUCGCAGCAAGCCCAUCAAAGAGCUCAAAAUUACCACAGUCGGGUACCGGUCCCAUCUGCUAUCUUUCGCUCAGCUUCUAGUCGAAAUUGAGACGGGUUCACUCUUUGUGCCGAGGCAAGGUGAAUCAUUCGAGAUCCAGUUAUUAAACAGAGCACAGUACAUCGAGACACAGGGUAAUAAAGGAUGCGCGGAGGCCAUAAGAGGAUGCAUUGAGCUCACUAAACCCCCAUCUAAAUCCGGCACCCUCCCUCAACCUCGAUCAAAAGCUACUUCAAGGUCAAGGCGAGCAGCUAGUUCAGAGAUUUCUUUCAAUAGCUUGAGGAAGAGUAUAUUCCAGAAUGUGGUUCGGCCCCUUGAAAUCAACUACAGAAAGUCGCAGUCUACAAUUAAGAAACACAGAUAUGGGCCUUUCGAUAUCCCUGGGCCAACGACAAGUGCUGUGCAGCUACCAGCUAUUGCAUGUCACAGAGAUGGCUCUAUAUCGGGCAGUAUAUUUUGUUUUGAUGACCUCAUCCCACCAACAGCUAGUGCCUUAGCCGAAGCCCGCGCCAAUAUAUUCUUUGAUAACUUUUCCACCUUCAGGAAACACUUCAUUAUGCCUAAGAUGAUUGACCGCCGAGGGGGGCGGAGGAGGAUGAGAAUUGCAGUGCUAGAUACAGGUAUCGACGAGGAGGACAAGUGGUUAGAUGAAACACUCUCCAAGGUCGCGGAGAUAAGAGAAAAUCAGGGAUUUUGUGGUUCUCCAGAAACAAACCCAAUUAAAGGCUAUUGGCCGCACAAAGACGACGCCAUUGAUGAAGUUGGCCAUGGGACGUGGCUAGCCUAUCUUCUGCUGAAAUACGCGCCAGAUGCUGAUCUCUACAUUGCCAAGGUUUCUAAAGGUAUGAAUUUCAGCGAUACAACUAAAGUCGUCGAUGCUUUCAACUGGGCCCUCAAGGAAGAAGUGGACAUCAUUAGCAUGUCGUUUGGAUCACGCGAGCACAUCGCCGCUCUGGAAACUGCCAUCGUAGACUGCAAAGACAAGGCCAUUAUCUUUGCUUCGGCAUCUAACUACGGGCUCAACGACCCGCGAACCUACCCCGCGAGAGACGACCGCGUCAUAUGUGUCCACGCACUCGAUGGAUUGGGAGGGUUGGACUCCAUCAACCCCGCGACCGAGGCAAAAUCGAAUUAUGGUACACUGGGACUCGGAAUUAAAUUAAACUGGCAGGGCAAGGCGGAAUGCCGCUCAGGGACAUCAUACGCGACUCCAAUUCUUGCGGCUAUCUCUGCGACCCUUCUGGACUGGCUGCACUAUCAUUCCGAGAACACACAGAGCACCCUGAGCCCGGCGCAGUAUACCUACUUGAAAAGAACAGCUCGGAUGAGAGAGGUUUUUGAAAAUCAUAUGUCUGAGAAUCGAGGAGACUUGCUCUAUAUUGCUCCUUGGAUCUUCUUCAAGUCCAACGGGCUCUCCAAAAUGGAGGCCAUUGUGAGUGCGGAGAAAAUGGAUGAAGAGAGGAAAUAUGUCAAGGAAAAGGAAAUAACAAUCAUUGAAGCUAUUAGGGAUAAGUUACCGAUCCUUUCCUAGCUAGAAGUUGUGUGAGUCAUUGGCGUACCUUGUAGAAACGAUUUAUGGAUCCGAUAUACCUUCUAAUGCAUUGUGUUAAUACAAUUGAUAAUUAUAUGUUAUCAAGCCCUAAUAAUUUGAACCCACAAAGCAAACCUUGAUUUAUG
Molecule: messenger RNA, 3391 nt
Organism: Xylaria bambusicola
Lineage: Eukaryota; Fungi; Ascomycota; Sordariomycetes; Xylariales; Xylariaceae
Exons: 3
Coding region: 276-3245 (989 amino acids)
Biological process (GO): proteolysis
Molecular function (GO): serine-type endopeptidase activity
Source: RefSeq, a predicted model, not a curated record